AACCACUUUGGAUUUUGGACAAGCUUCUCUCCUCCAUGGCUUCUUCCUUGCUUCCUCCCACUGCCUUUCUCAACAAGAACCCUUUUUUUCCCAAACACACAUCCCUCAACCCCUUCAUCCUACCCUUAAAGCCUCCCAGGCAUGCUGCAGGCAGGUGCAGCGCCCUAAUUCAAGACCUCCUCCCUCAAAAUUUCCCAAACUUGGAGUUGGAUGCGAACAGCCCACUGUAUCCAUUUGCUCGGUAUGGCAUUGCCCAGCUCAGGGCCGCUUUUGCAGGGCUUCCAGAGAUAGAGAGAUGGGAGAUUGUGGCCUUGGUUGUGCUCAUCUGGGUCUACUUGACUGUCAGGCCUGGGGUUCUUAUUGGGGCCGUGGAUGCCUAUGUUUUUGCCCCAUUGCAGCAGGGGAUUGAUAGCUUGCUGGGAAGGAGGAGCCUCAAGAUGGGUGAUUUCGUUGUGGGAGAUAAGUUGGGCGAGGGCUCGUUUGGGGUUGUGUAUUAUGGUGCCAUUGUAGACAAGAAUGGGGGGGUGGAAGGUGGUGUGAGGAAAAGGGGAAGGAGAGUGGACAUGGAUCGGAAGUACAAGGAAAGGGUUAUCUUGAAGAAGGUUAAGGUUGGAGUUCAAGGAGCUGAAGAAUGUGGCGAGUUUGAGGAAUGGUUCAAUUACCGUGUAGCAAGAGCUGCUCCUGAUUCAUGCGCUGAGUUCCUUGGAAGUUUCAUUGCUGAUAAGACAUCAUCAGAAUUCACCAAAGGGGGCAAGUGGCUUGUUUGGAAAUUUGAGGGAGAUCGAACCUUGGCUGAUUACAUAAAGGAUAGGAACUUUCCAUUCAAUUUAGAAUCCAUCAUGUUUGGCCGUAUCCUCGAAGGAGUUGACUCAGUAAAACGAAGUGCACUCAUUAUUAAACAGAUCAUGAGACAGAUAAUAACUUCUCUGAAGAGGAUUCAUGAUACAGGAAUUGUCCAUCGAGACAUAAAACCGUCUAACUUGGUAGUCACCAGCAAAGGGCAGAUCAAGAUUAUAGACUUUGGCGCAGCCACAGACCUUCGAAUCGGCAAGAACUACGUGCCUGACCGAGGUUUGCUUGAUCCCGAUUAUUGUCCUCCUGAAUUAUAUGUUCUUCCAGAGGAAACACCCAAACCCCCACCAGAACCCAUAGCUGCCAUUUUUUCUCCAAUACUAUGGCAGCUCAACAGCCCUGAUCUUUUCGACAUGUACUCAGCAGGAAUAACACUGAUGCAAAUGGCAAUUCCAAAAUUGAGGUCCACUUCAGGUCUGAAGAACUUCAAUGCUGAGCUGAAGGGAGCUGGCUAUGAUCUGAAAAAAUGGCGCGAAACUACUCGUUCGAGGCCGGACAUGCAACUGCUCGAUCUAGAUUCUGGUAGAGGGUGGGACUUGGCAACGAAGCUAGUUUCAGAAAGAGGGUUUUUAAGAAGGGGCCGGCUAUCGGCCGAUGCUGCUUUGAGGCAUCCUUACUUCUUACUAAGUGGUGAUCAGGCAGCAGCUGUGCUUUCAAAAUUAAGCUUGACAAAGUAGGUGUUUCUUCCAUGAAUCUACUUUCAUUCCAAAACAUCUAUACAAAUGUUGUCAUCUUUUCUCUUGCACCUCAACACAUCCUGUUCAAUAUUCAGUCGGCUGUUGCCUCUUCAAAUCAAUUCUAAACUUUAGCCAUUUUGAGUUGAAAGAUUGCCCGUUGACUGGUGAA
Messenger RNA from Zingiber officinale, 1698 nucleotides. Its product is annotated as serine/threonine-protein kinase STN8, chloroplastic. Bases 36 to 1529 code for a protein of 497 amino acids. Gene Ontology annotation, molecular function: protein kinase activity; ATP binding. The record is from RefSeq and is a predicted model, not a curated record. Lineage: Eukaryota; Viridiplantae; Streptophyta; Magnoliopsida; Zingiberales; Zingiberaceae. Gene Ontology annotation, biological process: protein phosphorylation. The transcript has 4 exons.